UGAGCGCAGCAGCUGUGUGCAUCAUGAAUGGCAGCAGUUGGUGGGCGUCAGGGUUGGUGGUUUGACUGCGACGAUGGUUGGCAGCAUGUCGGGUCGUGGAGUUCAGCUGAUGUUUGGAAGCCACUCGCAGGAUCUGAUCUUUGGUUUGGUGUUGGUCUUCUACACCACGCUCUCCUCACACAUGCGAGCCUCUGCAGAGCACUGCAGGUCAAAGAACACGUCUGUGGAAUAUCAGCACUGCGGUUUUCACCCAGAUGGAGUCCAUGAUUUAGUCUGUUUUGGGAAACCCAAUCAGUCAGUGAAAAACUGUACCUGGAAACCUGGAAAACACACAUCCAAAAACACUGGAACCAAAGCCACCUGCUACAUUUUCAACAACAUCACUACAUUCCAUUUAAAUACCCGCAAAGUGUUUGAAAAUUACGACACUAUUAUAGUGGAGGUUUUUGAAAACGCACACACAGGAAACUGCACGAAAGCUGUUUUCCAAGGUUCACCAAAGCACCUGUUACGCUGUGACGCUCCCAGCUCUGCGUCCUUCAGUCGCCCUGCAGGAGGACUGAACGUGACCGUGACCUGGAAUCAGUCCGAAGAAACAAUGAUCAAAAGCUUUUCUGUCAGACUUAGAAAAGUGGGCAGCUCUUCAUGGAACGAGUCUUCUGUUCCAUCUGAAAGCAGAACCAAGCUCAGAGUGGAACAUCUGAACUCCUCACUAAUGUACGUCGUACAGAUUCAAUGUGACACAAAUGACAAGUGUUCACAGUGUCCAUGGAGUGAAGAUCAUAUCGUCCCAUCAGAACUCACAAGCCAACCCAUCAUCAACAGCCUAGAGGAAACUGCAGACCAACCAGGUCGCCGGUGGAUUUCUGUAAACUGGAGGUUUCCUGCAGAGAGUGACGGCUACAAAGUGACCAUUUGGAAGGCGUCAGGAGAGGUUCCACAAGAGCAGAAGAAAACCAUCAAAGCUAAAAUCAGGCUGCUCCUCUCUCAUUCAGAAUAUCUGCUCAAUAUCAGCGCUUUCAACAACGCCAGCAUCUCCCCACCUGUGAGCCUCAGGAUUCCACAGAAAGAAGACGUGAUGAACGAAGGAGACGGGAGGCUGAAUGUGAGCGUCAACAACAGCACAGCGCUGACGGUUUCUUGGAAAGAUGAUCUCAUCAAACAGUUUGUGUGUUAUUCAGUGGAGUGGAGAAAAAAGGGACAUUCUGCGCUCUACAAGUCCUUUUAUGAGAAUACCAACAACUACAGGCACUUAUCUCAUCUGCCAGUACCUUUAGAGCCCUACAUACGUUACAGCUUGACUCUGCACACACGGCCGUACAAGGACACGUGCAACAUAAAGCACAUCAACAACAGUGAGAGCACCUAUGGGACCACGCAGUUCUACUUCAAACAGGGAUCUCCUGUUAGCGCUCCCACAAACAUCAGCUUCUCCAACAAGACACUGACCUCGGUGGUGCUGCGGUGGUCAUCGGUCCCGGAGGAAGAUGUCAGAGGGUUCCUGCUGGGUUACAUUAUCCACUGGACCGAGCAUCACCACCUGGGCACAGAAAACAAUAUUACAUUGAAUCACAAGUUUAACAGCUGGGAGCUGAAAAAUCUCAAAAGUGGAACAGUACACCAGGUCCAGAUAUCUGCCUUUACCUCUGCAGGAGAAGGAGUACGAAGUGCCGCAAGCUUCUUCAAAACUCAUCAUGAUGAGAAGACGAAUCUGAUUGCUUUAAUUGCAGUCUGUGUUGUGGCCGUUUUGCUGGUGCCUGGGUGUCACGUAAUACAUAGGCUGAAAGCCACCAUCUGGCCCAGCAUCCCCAACCCUGGAAACAGCAACGCCGUGCAGAAAAUGGACAAACCCAGUCAGCUGGAACUCCUGAAGGCCAUGGCAACGCUGCAGGUGGAAGAAUGGGACACAAAAAGUCUUCAAAUACUUGAGAGGGAAGACUCGAUCCCUGCUGGGACCCUACCAUCAACGCUACCACUUCUCAGGACCUCAUCAGCAGACAAACAGGAUUCUCCAGAAAUGUCUUGCAACUGGAUCCAGUCGGACACAGACAGCACAGCUGUAGAUAACCCACCUGAUAAUACGACGGUUACAUUAUUGGAAACACAACGGACGGACCUCCAAAGCUCACCUUUGACCUUUGGAGGAGACUAUAUGACGAUGGAAUUGUUCCAGAAGCUGAUCUGUCAGGACGAGGAGCCGGACGCCACAGUUACUGCAGUCACUGAAGACAACUCAGACAACAUGAUGGUGAAAGCUCUGAGGUUAGACUAUGUAAGACAGUUCAGCACCAGGCCACCAGACAGUGAACACGUGUCCACUUGUUUAUGAUGAAGGUGGGAAUGAACUGCGCAACGGUGUGUCUUCUGAAUGAAUGAAAAUGAUUUAACACAGUUGUUUAUACUUUUAGCAGCUCUUUUUAUUCCACAGC
Austrofundulus limnaeus is the source of this 2429-nucleotide messenger RNA. Its product is annotated as interleukin-31 receptor subunit alpha. Lineage: Eukaryota; Metazoa; Chordata; Actinopteri; Cyprinodontiformes; Rivulidae. The record is from RefSeq and is a predicted model, not a curated record. Bases 74 to 2329 code for a protein of 751 amino acids. Gene Ontology annotation, molecular function: cytokine binding; cytokine receptor activity. Gene Ontology annotation, biological process: cytokine-mediated signaling pathway. Gene Ontology annotation, cellular component: external side of plasma membrane; signaling receptor complex. The transcript has 16 exons.